GGUUCUCACUUUGUAAUUCAAUUCAGCAAUACAGUCCUAGCAAUUGGGUCAUCACAGAAGUUUCUGCUUUCGAGUUUCAGUUAUGAUUUGAAUACAUUUAUCUCGGUUAAUGAGAUUGGGCGUUAAAUAAUAUUGUAAUUUUUACCACGGAUGCUCUUUGGCUCAUCCUGGCAUCAAACAAUAUGUGAAGUUUCUUAUAUAAAGAUAUGGUUAAAAAUAAAGGCUUCUUGCCGUCAGGUCCUUCGGAGAUUCCUAUUCAGCGUAACCAAAUAAAGGAAAUUAUAUAUUCCUUGCUUCCAGCUUGCAAAGAGCCUGAUGUAGAUUCUGGUAUUCCCUUUAAAGCGGAUGCAAUUAUUGCAAACCCCCCAGCAUAUGGGCAUACUCAUGUGGCGGAGGCACUGAAAAUACCUCUUCAUAUAUUUUUUACAAUGCCAUGGACGCAAGUUGAGGGGGAAACACGUGUCGGUGUGUUUGCUGCAAGAUCAAUAGAAGUCGGAGAGCCAUUAACAUAUGAUUAUAGGAGGAGAAUGGAGACCCCUACAAGGCUUCAAUUCCAUUGAUUCAGGCCACAAGCCCAGAAGCAGAUGUUUUACUUGCUUAUGAGAUGAAUGGAGAGGAAAGUUGAAUCCUACAGUUAUGCCAUUUGUUCAGCUUUGCUUAUCAAUCACAUGUUUCUGGUUUAUUGCAUAAGUAUUUGGUUAUGUCCCUGGUGCAUUUUGGUCGGCCUUGUAAUUUCUUGCUUUGCCUCCUUUUCAUUUCUGCCGAGUAGAUCCUCUAGUGUUCAAUUUUUUGGCACAUGGCAUCAGUAUAUUACUCUCACAUUGGAUUUUGUUUUAUAUUCUCUUAUCAUGUGAAGACUGUGAAAUCCUGAAACUGAUUUUUUUUUAUUUUUUUCCUUUACCUAAGGUUGUUUUUAGAAUGAGUUCUUUUAUCUUGUCAGUUGGGUACCUUUAUCUUGUUCUCUUUAUUCAUUGUUAUUGAUAGAGAUUGUUAAUUAAAUUAACUUUAUGUUUGUUUGCUUAGCAUCAGUGGGUGUUGAGAUGACGUGUUUGGAACCUAGAAGCCCACCUAGCCUAAAUUCUAUCCCUUCCACCGUUUUGCCUCUGUCUUCUUUUCUUUUUGGGCUUUUGUUUCCCAUCGAGAAACGUUUUUGGGGAGGGUACUACAUAGUUCCAGAUUUCUUUUCUUUGAGACGGGGGAUUGAAGAGAGAAGGAAGAGAGGAAUUUAGACCUUGGUUUUGAAAGAGAGUACAAACUAAGCUUGUUUCUGGUUUGGGUAUUAAGAAGCUCGGGUACUAAGUCAAGGGUGAGGGUUUCAUGUUUCUACUUUGUGGUAUCCUCUAUCUAUUUUCUUUGUUUUGUUAAUCUCCUUAUUUGUUUUUACUUUGGAGUAUUGGGUUUUGGAUCCUAAUUAUAUGUUCUGUUAGUCAUCAACUCAGUAUGUGUUUCGAAUUGUGAAUUUGAUGGUUUUAUUGUGCUGCAAUUGUUAUGGAUCAUGAUUUGAGAAUUACCUUAAAAUUAAUUGUGUUUUCAAUCCUCUAGUCAACAAGAGAGUGGUGUUGGCAAUGUGCACAUUACAUAUGACGUGACCAUGAUUAGUGGCACGGUCAUUGAGCUGUGGUAACUCGGGGGCUUUGGAAGCCUGAUUAUUUUCAUGUCUGAGUUUGCUGUGGCAACUGGUUGUGUUGGAGUGUAGAUUUUUCUGUGAUUAAUACCAGUGGGUUGAUCAUGACUUGGGUGAUAAAUUUUGGUGUUGUUUACUUUUCAUUUGGAGUACUGAUUGUUAGUCUUUACGUUUUCAUUUAUUUUUGUUUAGCUACUCACUAAGCUUUAGUUGUGCUCAUGCCUCCUUUAUUUUUUUUUUUGUUUCU
Rosa chinensis is the source of this 1871-nucleotide messenger RNA. RefSeq names its product sterol 3-beta-glucosyltransferase UGT80A2. The transcript is spliced from 5 exons. The record is from RefSeq and is a predicted model, not a curated record. NCBI's taxonomy places the organism in Eukaryota, Viridiplantae, Streptophyta, Magnoliopsida, Rosales, Rosaceae. The coding region runs from base 207 to 560 and encodes 117 amino acids. Gene Ontology annotation, molecular function: hexosyltransferase activity. Gene Ontology annotation, biological process: carbohydrate metabolic process.